Molecule: messenger RNA, 568 nt
Organism: Suillus fuscotomentosus
Lineage: Eukaryota; Fungi; Basidiomycota; Agaricomycetes; Boletales; Suillaceae
Exons: 3
Coding region: 177-530 (117 amino acids)
Source: RefSeq, a predicted model, not a curated record
AGAUUCUGCGCUUGCUAUGACUCGGUGGCGCCUGGACAACCACAACUGCAACUACAACCACCUAGUCGCAUAAUUCAGAAUCGAAUCAAGGUGCUCGCAGCCCACAGUGGGUAUGGUUAUUUACUCGCAGCACUUUUCGCAGAUGUACAGCACCCCCCUCUAAGGUGUUCGAAAAGAUGGAUCGUCGAACAAUGCUGAAACGGUCUAAGUCGAAAGUCAGAGUUGGGAGCUGUAUGGUCUGGGACCUAGGUAUGUUUUUAUUAGCUCCAUCGUACGCAUGUAUACUCAUAAUCGUACGAUCUACGGGCAUUAAUCAUGCUACUAUUUUUUGUGUUCUUCAAGUUACAUGUCCUAUCUACAGACACUUCCUAGUGGAGCGAAAAUUUCACUGCCGACUCCAAUAUCUAUAUGCGCGUCUUAUACUGCAUCGAUGUGAAAGCAGAGAUACGACUUACUAUGCAGAGAAAAAAUUCCUACCAUGCAGACCCGCAAAACCAAGGACAGUUGUCAGUGGACGUGGGAGAGACUGAUGAUGUCAAAGCAGCGACGACAGCGAGUACGAUUACAG